Molecule: messenger RNA, 1210 nt
Organism: Magnolia sinica
Lineage: Eukaryota; Viridiplantae; Streptophyta; Magnoliopsida; Magnoliales; Magnoliaceae
Product: protein NDR1-like
Exons: 1
Coding region: 7-750 (247 amino acids)
Biological process (GO): defense response to other organism
Source: RefSeq, a predicted model, not a curated record
AACCUCAUGCAUACACUCCCCCGCCCGUUUUCUAUCCUUCCCCUCCAAAACCGCCCUACCAAAAAUACCACUAUCCGGUUUUCUCGUAAAACCACCUUCUCCAACAUGUCCGGAUCCAACCAACGCAACCGCUCGUGUCUAGGAAUCCUGUUCACACUCGGCCUCGCCGCCUUCUUUAUGUGGCUCAUCCUCCGUCCUUCUAAACCUACCCUCUCAAUUGAGCAAUUUUACGUCCCUGCCCUUAACAAAACCGCCAUCUCAAACCUCUCCGCCACAAUACCGCCCGUGAAUACCACCGUAGCUUUCCACCUCAAACUCAGAAAUGAAAACAAGGACAAGGGCGUUUACUACGAUGCCCUCAACAUUACUCUUUAUUACGGCCCCGACCACUCAGUGGUAGGGAAUCUGACGUUAGAUUCUUUCUACCAAGGGCAUAAGAAGACAGCUCAUAGGAUGGAGAGUAUGAAAGCUAAGGGAAGGGCAUUUUGGGAAAAUGCGACGAGGGCGGUUUCCGAACGGAAUUCAACGGUUUUCAGGGUGGGUUUGUGGACGGCCGUAAGGUAUAAGAUCUACGGCAUCAAGACCAAGCGCCACCGGUUCCGGCUAGUCGCCGACGUCGACGUUAACGCGGAAGGUGCCUGGCCAAAGCGCAAGGGCGUAAAGUUCCACUCGCGCGCUGCCGCGCAGGCUGGCUAUCGUGCGCGGCUGGGGGCGCCGCUGGCCCUGCUGGUUCUGCUCGUUGUUUGGUAGAGGUGGGUCGUUGGGGUGGGUUUUUCUGCGGCUUCCGUGGCGAACGUGUGUGAGAUCCGAACCGUUCAUCACAUAGAGCACGGUGUGAAAGUGCAUUUUCACUAUCGAUUAAGCUACUUGCGAAUUUGUAUGUGGAUAGUUUGUGGGUCAUGUCUCCGAAGCCGUUGAUUUUUUAUUUACAUGUAAGGCUUGUAUGAUUUUUGGGCCAGGGUGUGUUCGCAAUGAUCCCUACCUGAUGAAUGUCGUCGAUCUCACACACGUCUGCCAUGUUAGCACGUGUAGCAUGAAGCUGCGUGUGCGUCUCACGUCUCGUGUCCAAGAUUAUCUAUUGGUACUUUCUUUUUCUUUUUUUAAAAUUUAUUUAAUUCACCUUUGUAAAUCUAUCUAAAUAUGUAAUCAUUAAUUACAUAUUGACAUCACAUCGUCGAGGGGUGCAAAAAUAUGUGGGGCCCACCGUGAU